UUAUCAUCAUCCAUAUAUAGAAGCAGCUACACAAGAGCCCAAACAUUAUUGUCAAUAAAUAUCAAAGAAACACAUAGAGAGACGACGAAACCAAAAAAACAAAAUGGGUAUGCAAGAAACCGACCCGUUAACCCAACUGAGUUUACCACCUGGUUUCCGGUUUUACCCGACGGAUGAAGAGCUUAUGGUUCAAUAUCUCUGUAAGAAAGCAGCCGGUUACGAUUUCUCUCUUCAGCUCAUCGCCGAGAUCGAUCUUUACAAAUUCGAUCCAUGGGUUUUACCAAAUAAGGCACUGUUUGGAGAAAAAGAAUGGUAUUUUUUUAGUCCGAGGGAUAGAAAAUAUCCAAACGGGUCAAGACCGAAUCGGGUUGCUGGAUCGGGUUAUUGGAAAGCUACGGGUACGGAUAAAAUAAUAUCGACGGAAGGACAAAGAGUUGGUAUUAAAAAAGCUUUGGUGUUUUACAUCGGAAAAGCUCCUAAAGGCACUAAAACCAAUUGGAUCAUGCAUGAGUAUCGUCUCAUUGAACCUUCUCGUAAAAACGGAAGCUCUAAGCUGGAUGAUUGGGUUCUAUGUCGAAUAUACAAGAAGCAAUCAAGUGCGCAAAAACAAGUUUACGAUAAUGUAAUGAAUGGUGGUAGAGAAUUAAGUAACAAUGGUACUUCAUCAACGACGUCGUCUUCUUCUCACUUUGAAGACGUUCUUGAUUCGUUUCAUCAUCAGAUCGACAACAGAAACUUCCAGUUUUCUAACCAAAACCAGUUCUCCACGCUUAGACCGGACUUAACCGAAGAGAAAAACGGGUUCAACGGUCUAGCGGAUACGCCGAGCUUCGACUGGGGAGGUGGUUUUGCUGGUAACGUUGAGCAUAACUCGGUACCAGAACUCGGAACGAGUCAUGUUGUUCCAAGUCUCGAGUACAAUUGUGGCUACCUGAAGACGGAGGAGGAGGUCGAGAGCAGUCUCGGGUUUAACAACUCGGUCGGGUUUGGGUAUUCGGGGCAAGUUGGUGGGUUUGGGUUUAUGUGAUGAUUGAUGAUUUAAUGCUGAGGCAAUAAAAAUUAAGUCGUUUGUUUUUGUCCCGUGGCAAAUAUUAUGUAUUUGAAUUUUCAAUUCUUUUGGGUUUUAGAGGCAGACUCUCAUAGAUUUAGAUGUAGAUUCUUAAUCUUCAUAUGCCUAGAAAUAUUGACGUCUAGAUUUUGUAACUUUUGUUGUUGUUGUUGUUUAAUGAUCCUUCAUAUUGGUAUAAAUUUUCUGAAUUGGAAUUCCA
Molecule: messenger RNA, 1268 nt
Organism: Camelina sativa (false flax)
Lineage: Eukaryota; Viridiplantae; Streptophyta; Magnoliopsida; Brassicales; Brassicaceae
Product: NAC domain-containing protein 19
Biological process (GO): regulation of DNA-templated transcription
Molecular function (GO): DNA binding
Source: RefSeq, a predicted model, not a curated record